AUGGUGUCACUCGUUAUCACCAAAUGUUUGAUUACUGUAACGAUAAUUACAAUAUUAUCAGUUGCUGAAACGAAUGCACAAGCGUCUGUUCGAACCAGUGGAUCGUUCAAUCGCAAUUUCGCAGGCCGCAGCUCACUGAACAACAAUGCUAACGCAAUUCGUGGAGGUGAUCAAAGAAGAAAUCAACGUAAUCGACCUACUCAAGCUGCUUUGCGCCCCGGGCUACAAGGACUUGGAACUUUUUUUGGUUUCUUUCGAGGGAGUGGUAGAGGCUUCCCGUUUUUUUCUCCAUUUGGUUUUCAUUAUCCACGUCGCUUUUUUCCACGUCGCUUUUUUUCUGGGUAA
Molecule: messenger RNA, 345 nt
Organism: Loa loa (African eye worm)
Lineage: Eukaryota; Metazoa; Nematoda; Chromadorea; Rhabditida; Onchocercidae
Exons: 3
Coding region: 1-345 (114 amino acids)
Source: RefSeq, a predicted model, not a curated record